Messenger RNA from Penicillium canescens, 1392 nucleotides. Its product is annotated as aspartate aminotransferase family protein. Gene Ontology annotation, molecular function: pyridoxal phosphate binding; transaminase activity. Gene Ontology annotation, cellular component: mitochondrion. The transcript has a single exon. NCBI's taxonomy places the organism in Eukaryota, Fungi, Ascomycota, Eurotiomycetes, Eurotiales, Aspergillaceae. The record is from RefSeq and is a predicted model, not a curated record. The coding region runs from base 1 to 1392 and encodes 463 amino acids.
AUGGCACCCAGCAUCAAUAGCGAUAACAAGGUUACUACAACCACCUCAAACGAAGAUAACGGCCUCCUCUUAUACAACAACGUCAACCAACAAGUUCUUCAAGAAAAAACAAGCAGAUACCUCUUGAAAUACGGAACAGAAUUCAACAAAGAUGUUAUCUGUGGCAGCAAAGGCCUAUACGUCUACACAGCAUCCGGGCACAAAGUGCUAGACUUUACGUCAGGACAAAUGUCCUGUCUCCUCGGGCACGGCCAUCCAGAAAUCGUGAAAACAAUCGCAGACCACGCAGCCUCCCUGGACCACCUCUUCUCAGGCAUGGUCUCGCCUCCAGUAAUCAGUCUCGGCGAACGCCUCUGCAAUCUACUCCCCGCGGGCCUCGACAAAGCAUUUUUCCUGUCAACCGGAGGAGAAAGUAACGAAGCCGCUAUCAAAAUGGCCAAAAUAUACACCGGAAAAUUCGAAAUCGUCGGCUUGGGUGCCAGCUGGCACGGCGUGACCGCCCAAGCACUAGGCGCUCAAUAUCACUUCGGUCGCAAAGGUCAGGGACCCCUGAUGCCGGGGAUGCUGAUGCUCCCGCCACCAAACGGGUAUCGCUCUAUCUUCCGCCGAGCUGAUGGAUCCUAUGACUGGGAAGCGGAGAUGGAAUAUGGUUGGCGGAUGAUCGAUAUGCAAUCGUGCGGAUCGCUGGCGGCCUGUAUUGUUGAGUGUAUCCAGUCAUCGGGUGGUAUGCAUGUCCUGCCACCGGGAUAUCUUACCGCUCUGAAGCGAGAAUGCGAGAAGCGUGGUAUGCUUUUGAUCGUUGAUGAGGCGCAGACAGGUGUCGGUCGAUGCGGUGAUUUGAUGGCUAUCAACCACGAAAAUGUUGUGCCUGAUAUCCUGACGCUUAGCAAGACGCUUGGUAAUGGACUGCCGCUGAGUGCCGUUGUCACUAGCGCUGAGAUUGAGCGCGUUUGCGUCGAGCGAGAGUUCUGCUUUUAUACUACCCACAUUAAUGAUCCCCUCCCCGCAGCUGUUGGUGACAAAGUUCUUGAGAUUGUUGUGCGCGAUAACUUGGUUGAACAUUCACGCGCAAUGGGCAAGAUACUUCAUGAUCAGCUAAACAGCUUGAAGGAUAAGUACGGAUGCAUUGGUGAUAUUCGUGGACGAGGUCUUAUGGCCGGUGUCGAGAUUGUUGAGGAUCGAGAGACGAAGACACCUGCUUUGGCUUUGGGUAAGACCAUCGGUGAUCGUGCCUAUGAGCUAGGCUUGUGGGCCAACCUUAGCAGCCAUCCCAGCUUUGGAGGCGUGUUUCGAAUUGCUCCUCCAAUCACUAUUACUGAGGAUCAACUGCUGAGUGGCUUGAAGAUCUUGGAAGAGGCUUUUGCUAUGACUUCGGGUACAAUGCCGCUGUGA